AUGUCGUUGGUUGAACAAGAAACUACAGAUAUUAAUGAAUACCAUGCAAUAUUUACAAAAUUGAAAAAGCUUCAUGACAUAUCUAAAACUAACAACAAACCUGAGUUUGGUGAAGAAACCCAUGAGGAUGACUAUAAACUUGCAUCAAAACGUAAAACGGAACUGGAUUUUGAUGGUUUAAGCGAUGAUAGUACAUUAAACUCAUCUAUAAAUAAAACUAAACGACGAAGGUUCUCUGACAGUCAGGAUUUCAGCUCAAGUGAAUUUUAUGUCGAUUAUUAUCGAAACACAGGCAAAUGUAAAAGGGAAUUUGCUGUGACACUCUCAAAUUUACCUGGGGAGUGGACAUACGACCAAAUUAAACAAUAUGUUACUGAGGAGUGUGGUGUGAAUGUUAUGGGCAUGAUCGAUUCCAGGUGUCAAAAGUCUGAUUACCAACUGCGGCUUAGGUUUAUUAAUAGAUAUCAGUAUAAUUAUAUUCUCAGUAAACUGAAAAAUAAAGAAGGCGAAGGAAAACUUAAAAUUGAAGUUGAAGGCGAAAGUGAUUCAGAAAGUGAAGACUCUGAUGCAACAGUGUUAGUUGAGAAAAGUGAACCACCAUCAUGCAAAUCCCAGCCUAGUGAAGCUGGUGUAGAAAAUUAUCUGUAUGGUUUGAAUCCAGAGUUUCUAAAAAGUCUUAAUAUUGAACCACCAUUAGUGAAAUGGAUUAGUGUUUCAAAUUUUCGGUGUGAUAAGUCUGAACUACGGGAUCUCUUCGAAAUGGCAGGACGCGUGGUUAUAUGCGUGAUAUUAUAUUCCAUUAACAAAUGUGCGAAAAUUAUGUACAGCCAUCCGCUUGAAGCUGUUCAGGCGAUAUCUUUAUUGAAUGGUCAAAUAUUUUAUGGGCAAUCCCUAAAUGUUUCCUUAGAUCCUAUGGCAGAUUCUGUAAUACCCUUACCAAAAGGUCUCCAAAAAUUUGGCUUAGGUCUUGGCCAGAACGGAAAACCCCUACGCGAUGUUGCAGCAGAAUAUGAAUGUUUUGUGAAUGGUGCUCCUUCGUCUAUGAACGCAUCCUUGUUCGGAAAAUCAGUAGAAAUUCCCGAUGAUUCUGAUCGAUACUCACCUUCUAAACCUAGCGGGUCGUCGGGCCAGUUUGGUGCAAUUGGUCAAAAAAAAAUACCAGCUUAUCAGCCUACUAAUUCUAGUAACCCACUUAUUAGUCCAUCGCAUUUUGUACCGACCCAACCUUCUAGAUUAUUUAUGGGAAUUAGGCAUGAAAAGUCUUCAGGUAUGGUUCUCAAUAACUUAGCGAAAACGUCAAUGGGUGGUAUGCAAUCGCCUUCAGUUGGUCAAAAAUACAAACCUUUGACAAUUCAAAGUGGUCCAUCUCUAAAUGGUCCACCAAUAGAUAAGUCUAGGUGCUUAAAUCCUAACAUGCAGAACUUUCCUAGGCCUAACUACAAUCAAGUUACAAAUGUUCCGGGUCAAUAUCCGCCCCGUCCUAAUUACCCUGGAUCUAAUUUUCAAGGUCAGCCAGGACCUAGUUUUCAAGGACAACCUGUGACUAAUUUCCAAGUUUCAACAAAUACAGGACAAAUUGGACAGGAAAAUCCAGGAUCUUUCAAUUUGCGAAAUCAUCAAAUUCCUCCGAGUUUUAGGCUUCAAGGUCCAUUUAUGCAAAGUGGACCUAUGCCAAGAAUGUUCCCAUCUGUUCAAAACACAGGUCCUAAGCCUAAUAACCCUUUACCCGUACCCUCACCUGUUCAGCCCAUGGCAGCAUCGCCAUCUAGACCUUCGAAUGGGCCAGGGUUAUCUCAUGGUCAAAGAAGCUUGCAACCUGUUAUGGUACUGAAGGGAAAAGAUCCUUUUACUCUUCAUAUUACAAAUUUGCCAGCGCAUGUAAGAUUUGCCAAUCUAUGUGAUAAAUUGUCGAAGGUUGGUCAAGUAGUAUCAUUAGAAUUUACUACGCCUGGUUCCGCGUUGGUAAAAUAUAGCAACCACCUUGAGGCAGAGAAGUGUUUUCAAUAUUUCAGUCCAUCGCGGUUCGGUCACGAACUUGGAAUGGUCUGA
Molecule: messenger RNA, 2049 nt
Organism: Pieris macdunnoughi
Lineage: Eukaryota; Metazoa; Arthropoda; Insecta; Lepidoptera; Pieridae
Source: the annotation of a GenBank genome assembly